This is a messenger RNA of Aspergillus nomiae NRRL 13137, 2394 nucleotides long. Its product is annotated as MFS multidrug transporter. Bases 1 to 2100 code for a protein of 699 amino acids. Gene Ontology annotation, biological process: transmembrane transport; vesicle-mediated transport. Gene Ontology annotation, molecular function: transmembrane transporter activity. NCBI's taxonomy places the organism in Eukaryota, Fungi, Ascomycota, Eurotiomycetes, Eurotiales, Aspergillaceae. The transcript is spliced from 9 exons. Gene Ontology annotation, cellular component: membrane. The record is from RefSeq and is a predicted model, not a curated record.
AUGGCACCCAUUGCAGAAACACCACUCAGUGGAUCGGAUCCAAACAUGGAGAAGUCCGCUGAGGAGACAGGGUCUCCUGGUCUGGGGACACCGCAGUCUCCAUCGCAAUUAGAGCAGCAAUCAGACCUAGAUCUCGAGCGACUUGGCCGAGAACGUCCUCCGUGCUUCUCGAAUAUUUGGUCGGAACUGACUUUUGGAUUUUCGAUUGUCAUGUCCCAGAUUCUUGCGGAAUAUUACAUAUCUGGCUCAAAUGUUCUUGUUCCGACGCUGGUCAAGGAAUUGCACAUCCCAGAAGCGUCGGUGGUAUGGCCAUCCACCGCACUGUCUCUCGUGGUUACGUCCACGCUUCUUAUAUUCGGUCGACUUGGAGAUAUGUAUGGGGGUUAUGUGCUCUACCUUGCAGGGGCAGGCUGGCUGACAGUCUCAUCAAUCCUGGCCGGCUUCUCUCAAACCUGGCUAAUGCUCAUCAUUUGCCGAGCUCUGCAAGGAUUUGCUCUUGCCGCGUUCCUUCCGUCGGGGAUAAUGAUCUUGGGUAGCACAUAUCGACCCGGUCCGCGGAAGAAUCUCAUUUUCAGCGUCUACGGCGCAUGUGCGGCGUUGGGUUUCUUUGCCGGGAUUUUCUUUUCAGGCUUGUGCAGUCAGUUCCUCUCCUGGAGAUGGUACUUUUUCAUUGGAGCAAUCCUUUCCGCUGUCACGUUCAUCUCUUCGUAUUUUUCAGUUCCCAGCGAUUUUGCUGAGAGGAAAAAGGCCAACGUGAAAAUGGACUGGGUCGGAUGCUGUCUUUCCGUACCAGGAGCUGUCCUGUUCGUGUUUGCGAUUGCGGAAAGUUCCUACGCACCGCAAGGAUGGAAAACACCAUACAUCCCAGUUUGCUUCUGCCUGGGAGUGAUUUUUCUGGGACUUAUGGUCUACAUGGAAGGCUGGGUGGUCGAGAACCCCCUGCUUCCGGGGGACUUGUUUGCAGUCAAAUACCUGACACCGUUGGUCAUUGCACUGCUUUUGCUCUACGGGAGUCUCGGCAUAUACUUUUUAUACGCAGUUCUAUACAUGUCGGAUGUCAUGGGUGCGGGCCCGCUACAAAUCGUGGCGUGGACAGCCCCCAUGGGGGUCGGAGGCCUCAUCCUUGCGACCGCAGGAGGGUUUAUCAUGCACAAGGUCUCGGGCACGCUCCUCAUGCUUAUCUCCUGCAUUGGAUACGCCGGCUCGGGGUUGUUCUUCGCUGUGAUUCCCGAAGCCAAACAGGGAUUGGCCGGGGCACUGAUCAAUUGCACUCUACACUUCGGCAUUGCCGUUUUUUUGGGGUUCGCGGAUAUUGUCAAGUCGGAAACAGAGCAUCUUGGCCAGUUUAAGAGCUUCAAGGCUGUUUUCUGUCAUGGUACACUGGAGCAUGUGAGUGGUUGCCUGAAAAAAUGGGCGAAGGCGGUGAGGCGAGGCGCUUUUCCGCCUCCGAGAUUAGAUCCCCGCAAAACUUCAGCCAACUGUCCACGACGUCAGUCAGUUAGAAACCCCUCGGAGCUCGUCAAAAUGAAGAUCCUCUAUAUCGGAGUCCUACAGAAUGCCCAACAGCCGGCGGUGGAGCUGUGUGCGGAGCGCGAGCUCACCAGUUACUCGCGCUUCACUAGGGGCAGCAUCAGCGAGUUCAUGACCAUGUUCAGCAAGACGGUCGCUGAGAGAACAAAGCAAGGCCAGAGACAAGAUAUCCAGGAGCAAGGCAAGUGGUUGCCCGUGUCUAGCAUCGCCGGUGUCAUUAUCAGCGACAACGAAUACCCCUCGCUGGCCGCCCAUCAGAUCCUCUCCAAGGUCCUCGAUGAGUUCCUCACCCUCAACCCCAACGCGGGCUCCUCCACCCAGCCGGUCCCCUUCCCCUCCCUGAAGACAUACAUCUCGGCCUACCAGGACCCACACCAGGUGGACAGCAUCAUGAAGAUUCAGAAGGAGCUGGACGAGACCAAGAUUGUUCUCCACAAGACUAUCGAGAGCGUCCUGGAGCGUGGAGAGAAGAUUGAUGACCUGGUCAAUAAGAGUGAGGGUUUGUCCUCGCAAUCGAAGAUGUUCUACACCUCUGCGAAGAAGCAGAAUAGCUGUUGCAUUCUUAUGUAAGAGAGAUCCCAUCGGAGCGGGGAAACCAUCUUCAAUAUCACUGUAAACUGUCCUGGGAGAGUUUCUCGAUUCCUGGACUGCUUGAUUUCAAUCUGUUCGAAGCGUUCUCUUUGUUUAUUGCAGCUAUAGUUGGCAUUCGCUUUUAGUUUUGAUACAGUAAGCUAUUUGCAUGAAAUUUGGUGCACUGGUGGUGGAUUAACCAUACUUGAAAGGUCAAUGGAGCAUUGUGAAGCCGAAUCUCACCAUUUAAGACCCCACUUACACUUAGAAGAACAUGCAAUUGUUGUUGAGCCG